Messenger RNA from Ceutorhynchus assimilis (cabbage seed weevil), 4579 nucleotides. NCBI's taxonomy places the organism in Eukaryota, Metazoa, Arthropoda, Insecta, Coleoptera, Curculionidae. The record is from the annotation of a GenBank genome assembly.
ACUGAGCUCCAACCAUUCAGCACCGCCUGGAUGUUUGCUAACAAAAUCAGUCAAAUCGUAAAUAUCAUCGUGGACUCGCCAUAGGCCUUCUGCAUUAUCAGUUUCGGCUUUAUCUUCCAGCCACAUUUCUACAGUUUGAUUUUGUUGUCGUCUUCGGGGUGGUUUUAUGCCGAGACUCGACGGGGGAAUUAUUGAAGAGUUUGGAGACAUUUAGAUGCCUGAAAUUUUAAACUUCUUCCUAUACCUUUUUGAAAUAAGAUUGUGUGCACUUCAAAAACUAAAGAACACAACUGAAAUUUGCAAAAGAAAGACAAAUCGAAAGUCAGUAAAUUAUUAUUGUUAUAAAAGAUAACUUUUGACCUCAUGUUUUCUAUAAAAUUUUACGUUUAACAUAACACCCAAUAUUUGUUUGGUUAACAAUGUGCGAUAAAGCCCCUUGAUAUUAAAGUAUCAACAGCCAAUGAUUAUUUUUAUUAUAUUUCAAGUAUUGCAGAUAACAAUAAUAAAUAUUUUUGCAUAAACGAAAAAGAUCCAAAAUCAACCAGAAUUCUUUUACUUUUUCAAUACUUCCUCUACAUGUGAGAAAACUCUUGUCUUAUCUAUUCCAGGUUUUUGGUUUUUUCCUUUGUUCCAAUGUGAUUUUUCUAAAAAAUUCUUGUUUAAAGGAGCGAUAAAAUUCUAGUUUAUUCCAGUUCCCAAGCUCUUAUAAACUAUAGAGUCGGUUCCCAUUAAGAACCAAUAAUUUUGAAUGUUAAAGAGUGAAAACUGGAAAAACUGAGCGAAAUACAAAGAGUUAUAAAGGAGAAACUGGAGAAAACAAAUGGGAAAAAACAGCACAACGACCUAGAAUAAAAACUGAACGACAAAAGCAAGAAAUUGGAAAUAUUAAUAUAAACUGGAAAAAAGAGCGGAAUAAGAACGAAAAACGAAAUGGGUGGGUAUAGAUAAGCCACCGAAAAAAAACUAAGAAAAAGCACAACAACCAAGAAAAAAACUUUCAAGCUGAGAAAACGAUGGGAGCAAACUACAAAAAGUUCGAGGAAAAAUUGAGCAAAGUAAAAAAAGCCAAUAAAGGGCAAUAGGUACUGAAGGAAGCAGCAAAGAACGAUAAAAGGAAACUGGGAGACAAAAGCAAAAAAGAGAUAGAAUAAAAAUAGAAUUAUUUAUUGAAAUACACAGAAUAAAGAUAGAGCGUAGAAAGAACGAAAAACAAAACAUUUUGUAUAUUUUCUUCCUUAUUAUUAUCUUUCUUUGUAUACGGGGGCUGAUCUAUUUUCUACCCCUUGGUUCUAAGCUAUAUAUUUUAUUGUUUUUAUCUUUUUCAAUUCGAUUUUCCUUUUCUACUAUAUCUAAUUGAAAAUUGAAAUUCUUAAGAAUAAUUCAAUAUCCAGACACUUUCUGGAUAUCCAUAAUUAUACAGGGAAAAAUGGAAAAAAUGAUCUAGCUCAGGCGGAUAAAACUGAGUGGAAUAGAAAGAGCCACAAAACAAAACUGAGGAAAGCAAUAGAGGACAAAAGCAGCACAAAGAACUAGGAAAAGAACUUAGAGGCAAACUCGGAGGCAAAUAAAAAAAAAAAAAAUGGAAUAACAUUGAAAUAAACUAGGAAAAAGAGCGUAGUAAAAACGAAAAACCCAGCUGAUUUAGUAGAUAUAGAUUAUCCACAGGAGAAAAUAAAGAAAAAUGCACAAUAACCAAGAAACAAAGCUAUAGAGAAAACUGGCGAAAGAAAACUUUCAAGCUGAAAAUACGGGUGGGAACAAACCAAAAAAAGUUCGGGGAAAAACAGAAUUAAUACAUAAACCAAUUAUAUCUAGCCUAUCAUGGGUAUUUAUUAUUCUUAUUACAGGAGAAAAAAAAGCUUCAAAAGUUUGGUUUUGUAAGUAAAACAAAUUAAUGAAAAUUUGUAUUUUUAAAAUUAAGCGCCUUUUCUUCCUUAAUAAACUCUUCUUUUUUUUGCUGGCAUUUACAACUACUAUUAUUAUUAACAAUUUGGCAACACUGCCUUAUUGCUGUCACCUUAUUGUUGAAGGGGAAAAUUCUAUUCCGAAAAAUUCUCAGUUCGUUUUUCGGACUGCUGCAAGUUGUUUGUUGGGCUUUUCUUCGACUUCUAAUCAAAAAUCAGUAUUAAUUAAUUAAUUGGAAAAUGGCCAAUCUACGACAGACGCCGUUAACUUGCAGCGGUCACACACGUCCAGUGGUCCACCUCGAUUUUUCCGACGUCACCGAAAACAGUUACUUUAUGGUUUCUGCUUGCAAAGAUGGUAAACCAAUGCUUCGUCAAGGCGACACUGGCGACUGGAUCGGCACUUUCGAAGGCCACAAAGGAGCAGUUUGGGGCGUAGCCCUAAAUGCCCAAGCCAAUAGAGCGGCUAGUGGAGCAGCCGAUUUCACUGGAAAAGUUUGGGAUGCCAUCUCGGGCGAGGAAUUGCAAUCUUUCCAACACAAUCACAUCGUCAAAAGCGUAAAUUUUUCAAAAGAUUCUACCCUACUAACAACUGGCAGCAAUGAGAAGUUGAUUAGGAUUUUUGAUCUUAAUAAGCCAGAAGCUGCUCCUGAAGUAUUUUCUGGCCACACAGCUGGAAUAAGGCAUGUAAUGUUCUUCAGGAAUGAUUCCUAUUUAGUUUCAUGCGCAGAUGAUAAAACUUUAAGAGUGUGGGACAAGGCAACAAAGCAAGAAGUUCAAAAAGUAACUUUCCCCUUCAACCCCAACAGCUUGGAAGUUUCAAGAGAUGGCUCGGUGCUUACAGUAGCUUAUUCCAAUAAAGUAGCCUUUUUCGACUCGGAAACUUUAAGCAAAAUCAGAGAAUACACUGUUCCAUCUCCAGUCAAUUCGGCCUCGUUGCAUCCAGACAAAAGCAUUUUUGUUGCAAGUGGUGACGACUUGAAAGUUUACAAAUACGAUUAUCAAACUGGGAACGAAAUUGAGUCUUUUAAAGGGCAUUUUGGCCCAGUGCACUGUAUCAAGUUUUCACCUGACGGUGAAUUGUAUGCUUCAGGGUCAGAAGAUGGUACUUUGAGGCUGUGGCAGACAACUGUAGGCAAAACUUAUGGUUUGUGGAAGUGUGUUGAAGGUGCUAACCUUAAUGAUAGUUUAACUCCAAAAGAAGUACAAGCCAAUUGAGUGAUUACAUAAUAUAUUAUUUAUUUUUUUAAUUUUUAAUUGAAGUUGGGUAGUUUUUUUCAUGAUAUAAUGGAAAAUAGACUGAAAAAGCUUCAUUGAAAUAAAUAGUCGUUUGUAAACAGAUUAUAUUUGAUAUUACAAGAUUACAUUGAUUUUAAAAUCUACCAAAAUACAUCAAAAAUAAACUUGUUUUGUGUGUAGAUCCCUGUAAAAAUUUCAAAACAAAAGGUGAGUUUGUAGCUUGGUAAGUGCAAAAAGGUAAGUAAAACAGAAGCCUUAUUAAUUAAAAUAUUUACAUGUAUAGUAUUGCUAUAAAAAAAUAUUAUAUACAUACAUUUAGGGGGGCAAUAAUAAACUGCCCUACAACUAAUGCUACGUGUUUAACACAGAAUUUUGGUAAUAAUAGAAAAAAAAACUUAAGUAAAUAUUAUGCCACUUAUGAGAUAUUUAUAAUGCAACACCAAUAAAAAAGGCCUGUAAACAUUAUACAGAUUGAGACAACUUCAAUUAGUGACCUUAUAAUUCAUGGGACGGCAUGCAAUAACUGCCUCUAUUCAAACAAUAAAACAACCACUCUCUAAUCUACUACAACACGACUGAUUAAAUAAAACAGUUUCCUCUAAACAACUUGGACAAUAAUUACAACAAACAAAAAAAAUACACAAGUCAAUUCAAUUCAGUCUUUGCCUUUGACGUAGACGUAAAGGCUCCGCAAAACGAGGUAAUAAGUGUAGAGCGAGAGCAGUACGAACAGAGGGAAAACGCCCAUGGAAAAGAUCUCGAUCAGAACGGUUUUGAGCCGGGAUCGAGGUCAGGAAAUUGUGCACGAGUUGCGCGGCACGCAGCUGCUCCUUGUGUCCAGACCGGCCGGUGUUGUCGGGAUACUUGUGAACCUAGAAAACGAAUCACUCUGUUCCGAGAUUUUUAUUUUUUUUAAUAUGAAGAUUUUUUACCUGAGUUUUCUGCCUCCAUGUUUCUUGUGACUGGUAGCGUACCGAAACUGCUGGGUACUGGUGGAAGUCAAAGCGUAAGACUUCAAAUGCGACUUGACACAAGUGGGUAAAGGUAACUGUUCAAUGCUGUAGACAGUGGUUCUGGCCACUAUUGCUCUACAGCAAAGUUCUUGUAGACUCAGAACUUUAUUCGACCUGUUGGAACAAAAUAAAAAAAGUAUAUGAAUAUAAUGAAAUUGUUGUAAUUACCUCCAGAGUCGUUCCAUUCCGUUCCGCUGCAAAGCCAUCCUGGACAAUUCGCAAAAGCUUUCGUGUAUGUUGAAAUUGCAAAGAGGUGACACUUCAAAAAAUGCCAUGCUGUGCUUGUUGGCAUACAACUGUGCGUCCCUUUGACCCACUUUGCGUUUGAAUGCCAAAUGCAAUCGGUUGCCUACUAGGACUUUGGGUACUCCUGGUGCGUGGCUGUCAACUUCUUUUAACCAGCGGUCCAGACCGUCGAAGGAC